AUGGUUACUUCGGGCUUCAGCGAUGAAAGACUGUCACUGGACCAAACACUAGAGGAUCCAUGGAGUGCAUACUUGAAAUUGGACAAAACCAGGUUGAGACACCUGCUAAAGAUGCUCUACGCCUCAUCAAUGCCUUAUUACCUUUCCUUGUGGGGCGUAAAAUUCUACCUUGUCACACUGUUUUACCAACUAAUCCCGCCGGCGACCAUGCCGAAGCAAAGGAUUGCCUUGCACAUCAUCACCGUUUUUGUAAUAUCUUCGUGCUUCGUGUGGCUAGGGCUUAACAUCUUUUGGUGUAUACCAAUAAGCAGUAACUGGGAAGUCGAAGAUCCGCAGGAUGCAUGCGUGGCGUAUUUUGCUUAUGAUCCGUAUAUUGUUACGGUGUCAUUGCAUACGGGUACUGAGAUUAUGAUUUUCUCGCUUCCUUUUUCAUUCCUUCACGUCCUCCGACGGAACAACAUAAAGCAGUUCUACGCGGCAAGUGCCAUCUUUGCCAUCGGCUUCGUCGGUGUUAUAAUAACCCUAGGAAGGGUGGCAUAUGUGUUCACGGCCGGCUCCGGUCCCAUAAUAGGUAUGCAACAGGCCUGGGCAGCGGUAGAGCAAUCAGUCGGUAUCAUCGUAUGUUGCCUCCCCGCUUUUAAAUCUCUAGUGCUACGCAAGAAAAGUCUAGGAAGCGGGAGUAGACUCGUUGGAUCCGGAAGUCGUAGUGCUCAUGAUAGUAGAAGGAGGAGUGCACCUGUUGCUAUGGAAGAGACGGGGACCAGACCUUUAGAAGGAAGAGGGGGCGUUAUCGAUCCAGAUGCUUCGAUUAUGAGGGUAGAAACUUUUGAACAGGAAAGUAGAGGGAGGAGGGGGAGUUUGACAAGUAUGCUUCUGCCUGGAGGGUUAUCGAGGAAGAAUAGUUUGAAUAAGGUACCGUCUAUUGCGACGACGGGCGAGUUGGCACCGGCAGUUGAAAGGCCGAGACCUCAGAGAAAGGUUACAGGGCUGGAGACUAUCAAUGAUGCUUAA
Molecule: messenger RNA, 1011 nt
Organism: Orbilia oligospora ATCC 24927
Lineage: Eukaryota; Fungi; Ascomycota; Orbiliomycetes; Orbiliales; Orbiliaceae
Exons: 3
Coding region: 1-1011 (336 amino acids)
Source: RefSeq, a predicted model, not a curated record